AUGUCCUGGCUCAAGAACGCCUUCCUCCGCCUGCGCGCCACCAUCAGCGUAGCCGGCUCACCCACCACCACUACUGCAGGCCGUCGCGCCAUCGAUAGCACGAUCCAGACCACCGCGCGCAAGUCGCUCGCUCACCAGACGCUCAACAAGGCCAAAGCAGGCACCACCAUGACAGCCGAAGAUCUAGCGUGGCAGAUGGCUUGGGAGAAGUUCGUGGAGCAGCCAAGCCCGCACCAGCGCCUCGCACCGUACGCGUGA
Lasiodiplodia theobromae is the source of this 258-nucleotide messenger RNA. RefSeq lists its product as uncharacterized. NCBI's taxonomy places the organism in Eukaryota, Fungi, Ascomycota, Dothideomycetes, Botryosphaeriales, Botryosphaeriaceae. The coding region runs from base 1 to 258 and encodes 85 amino acids. The transcript has 2 exons. The record is from RefSeq and is a predicted model, not a curated record.